Molecule: messenger RNA, 3698 nt
Organism: Plectropomus leopardus (leopard coralgrouper)
Lineage: Eukaryota; Metazoa; Chordata; Actinopteri; Perciformes; Serranidae
Product: ligand-dependent corepressor
Biological process (GO): regulation of transcription by RNA polymerase II
Cellular component (GO): nucleus
Molecular function (GO): DNA binding
Source: RefSeq, a predicted model, not a curated record
AUGGCGAGUCCAUGCAAAAAGCAGCAAUGCACUAUCGACAGGCGCGGCUUUCGGCAGGAACUUGACUCGUGGCGACACAAACUCAUUCACUGUGUAGGUUUUGAAAGCAUUCUCGAAGGUCUGUUUGAUCCAGAGCUGGUGGAAGACCUGAAAUUAUUUAAGGACUUGGAGCCCAUAGCAGUGUCUGAUUGGUCAUUUGAUGAAAAUUGUCUAUUCUGCUGUUUGAGACGAGACAAAGUAAAGGAACACCUAAUUGGCUUAAGCAACGAGGGUCUUGAAGAUACACCCAAACCUCUCCUGGUUAAAGAUCAGAUCACAAUCAGCAGACUAGAAAAACAAGCCGAGGAAUUUCUAAAUGCAGUCCUCUGCAGAAAAGAUGUGCCAAAUUUCUCGGACCCACACAUUCCAGUAGUGGCUCGAGAGAUCCUUCAGAGAAUGAUCCGACAGUUCGCUGCCGAAUAUACCUCAAAAACCAGCCCCCCUCAGGAGAGUGGCUCAGAUUCCCAGCCUCGCUCUGACCAAAGCCUGCCGAGUCCACCCUUGCUCUCAGGGGUUCCUCCUUCUACCAGCCCUGCUGCCACCCUGACUGGGCCUGCACACAACCAGAACCCCGUCCUCAGCAAGCUCCUCAUGGCCGACCAGGAUGCUCCUCUUGACCUCACCAUCAAGAGGCCUCCGGCUGUACCUACUGAGCAAGAUGGAGUUCUUGACUUAUCUAUCAAAAAGAAUCGCUACAGCAGCAGCAGCCUCACUGUCCGUAGUCCCUGCCUCUCUCCAGCCACAUCAACGCUGAAAGGGCGAUCCUUGAGAGCGGACGGGCAGGUCGGGCUGUUUAUGAGGAGCCUACAGGAUGGGAGGAGGAGGGAGAAUAUCGGCCACUCCACCCGCUAUAAGCCCUCCUCAUCUCUUGCAUACUCGCUGCACAUCAAAGAGGAGCCCGAUCUGGAAAGCGACCCAGAGUCACUUCUCAGCCACAGCUCAAGACCUACUGACCUAUUCAAACAUGGAUCUGCUUCAUGGAAUUCUAAAAGUCAUUUUGGGGCCCUCCUCAAACUCAAAACCAACAGUGAGGCUACUGAGCACCUUAAAGACAUACCAAGGUUGUUGGAAGCUGCUGGACUUUGGACAAAGUCACUUGCCUAUGAGAAAGGAAACCUCCAGGAGGCCUGCAGGGACCAGAGCCUCUCCCUGUCUCAUUCGUCAUCUUACGACCUCAAGAUUCCUCAGGUGCGAGUUUUGGCAACAGGAACAGACGCGUCUUGGGAUUCCCUGUCCUCAGUGUAUUCGGGAUCAGCUUGUGAGAACGGUCUGGGAAAGGCACUUCGUUCCAUUUUACCCAGGCAGAUUCCGAAAAAGAGCAGUGGAGGUUUUAGUAGCUCAGUUUCAGAGAAGGAAUACUGGCCUUACGACGCUGACCGCAAAGCCUUAGGGGGAAGCUAUCUGGAGUCAGAGUCAGACCUGAGCAACAAGCAGCCAAGGAAGAAGCGCGGGCGAUAUCGACAGUACAACACCGACCUGCUUGAAGAAGCUAUUGAGGUGGUGAUGAGUGGGAAAAUGAGUGUGUCUAAAGCCCAAACGAUUUACGGCAUUCCUCACAGCACACUGGAAUACAAAGUCAAAGAGCGACUGGGGACCUUGAAACAUCCCCCCAAAAAGAAACUGAAGCUGCUAAAGUUGGAGGAACAGGGUGUUUCACAGCCCCCCGAAGUGAAAGACCUCAACAACUCCCUGCUCAUUGUUUCUGAGAAAAGAGAGAGUGCAUCUGACGAGAACGGAAAUGAUUUCCAUGAAGGAAGUCUCUCAUCUAAUGAGUGAUAUUACCGCAAAGUACUAAUAAUGAUGUACUUUAACCAGACAAAUGUUGCAUUUGCCAGACAGUGGUAGUAGCUGAUUUGUUUUUUCAUGAAACCUCAAUGGUUGACAUGAAUCCAAAAUAUUAAUGAUUAACUUACUUAUGUGAUCCCUCACUUUUGGUCAGUAAUGUGGUUGUAAUGUGUUAAGGUCAUUUAACUUAAACACUAAAGUGUCCCUCUGCCCUACAUAUUGUGUCUGAAAGGCAUACUUGAUUUUUAAGAAUUCUAAUAUACUCCAGUAUAUUGUCAAUUAAUUUCAGUGCAUUUUUUAAGCUUAAGUUUUGAAAAUAACCCUGGCUCUAAAACUAUAUUCCUUAUGUGCUGAGCCAAAGUGAAUCAUGUCCAAGGAAGUGGCGCCCCUCUGUGUCUUCUCUCAGUACUGUUCAGAGCACUUAGUCACAUGUCCAAAAUGAAUACACUAAGUACACACUAAGUGGGCCCUCAAGGAUAACUUUGAAGGUCUCUGUCACUGUUUUGCAAAUGCACUUCUGUGACUGAAAUUAACACUGGAGAUUAAAGAAAAGAAACACUGAUAUAUUCAAAAUAUAUAUUAAUUCCAAACACUAUAUCCAAGAUAUUUAUUUAUUAUUAUAGUCUGUUGGAAUAGCAUUGUGUGUUGUCCAGAAUGUUUUUUACACUUCUUUUUUCCCUGUGUUUUGCUGUCCCAUAAGAUGCUUUGUUUUUGUCAUUGCCUUCACUGCUCUCAAGAUCAGUUCACAUAGAGAUGCAGUACUUGUCAGUCAUAGACAAGGUCUCUAGCAGAUUAACAGAUCACUGUACUACACACAGAAAAAUACCUCAGCCUAAGAUAUGCUUAACUGAACCAUUGCCUCAUAUAAGUCACCUCUUUUGGGGAAGAAUAACAUGCUCCGAUUCCACUUUUGAGGUAACAUUUCAGGAUGUCUAACUGACAAGUAUGUGUGUCCUAUACUCUCAGAUGUCUUCACAACCUACCUUAAUUAGUUUUCUGUAGUAUUUCAGUGCCAGUGUAAACCUUCAGGGCAUUUCAGUUAAAUGUGAUUCAGGGCUUGUCUUUAAAGAUUUCAGGUGUUAUCUCUGGGAAUGUCUUUCUCUUAGUCAGGAGAAGGGCAGAUUUUUUCUUUUUCUUUUGAUCAUCAAAACAAUGCAUAUUUCUAUACAUAUUUAGGAUGUAUUAUCCAUAUUAUACAUAUACUGUACAUACAUACACAUCUUGCCUGCCCAUGGCACAUGAUAAAGAAAUGUCUCUUCAGGUUUAUUGAACACACUGCCUGAUUUUAUGUGGAUAGUGUUCAGUUAUCGUGACCUAAUUAUUCAGUCACAACAAACUCUUGGUAUCAUAACUCUUAACUCUCUAAGAUACAUUCAGGUAUAUUUCAAUGUGUUUCAGGUAGAUUUGAAAAUAACAUCAGUCCUGUGUUCACGUGAGUCUAAAUAAAAUCUAGGAGCAGUAUUUUCAUCUAUUAAAGCUUCUAGCUCAUCAAGUUAUUAAUUAAACAGAACUUUUAUCAAGCAAUAUUAACAGCUGGAGCCUAAUGUACCGACUAACAGUGCUAGCUUGCUAAUGUUUAUUAGCUAGCCAAGUUAGCUACUGUUACAAUCAUGCCUCAAUCCACAUCCACCUAUUUCAGAAGUUACUAAGGCAAAAAUUCAAUGAAAAGAAAAUUUCUCAUCCCUGCGGAAAGGAAAAGUUAUAAUUCAUACUUUGGCUCUCUCGUUCAUACUUAAAUUGAAUAUCAAAAAAAUCCUCAGGCUGCACUGCAUUUGACUCGCUUUGAUUUGAUUGACUUCUUAAUGAUUCUCAUUACCAAGUAAGGACGAGCCUAAACUUAUGUGCAGGGCACUGCCGCAUCCACAGCAAUGCUU